AUGAGUGAAUAUUUGGUUCUUUUGCUAGGAAUCGCCGCCAAAGUCAUUUCGGCGGCGGCUUGUACCGGAAACAGUGCAACUAACCGCACGCAGUGGUGUGACUACUCUGUGGCAACCGACUAUUCCACCACUGUUGUUGAUACUUCAGUCACUAGAGAGUACUGGCUAGAGUUAACAGAUGUUUCUGUAGAUCCUGACGGCUUCUCUCGAUCUGCUAUAGCCGUCAAUGGCAGUAUUCCUGGACCAACCUUGUUUGCGGAUUGGGGUGACACUGUGGUUGUGCAUGUUACCAACUCUCUAACGACCUCCCUUAACGGUACGAGUAUUCACUUUCACGGUAUACGUCAAAACUACACCAAUGAAAAUGACGGAGUUGUAUCUAUUACACAAUGCCCACUUGCCGUUCACCAAUCGACCACUUACACUUGGAAAGCCACCCAGUAUGGCACGUCUUGGUAUCACUCACAUAUUGGCCUCCAGACCUGGGAAGGAGUUUUUGGGGGCAUUAUUAUUAAUGGACCUGCAAGUUCAAAUUACGAUGAAGAUCUCGGGAUGGUCUUCCUAAACGACUGGGAUCAUCAAACAGUGGAUGAGUUGUACUCUGUGGCCCAAACGGCCGGACCACCCACGCUCGACAACGGCCUGAUCAACGGCACUAAUGUCUACGGAUCUGACGGAAGCUCUUCCCAAACAGGGACUCGUUUCAAUGUAUCGUUUACAUCAGGAAAAUCUUACCGUCUGCGACUCCUAAAUGCGGCAAUUGAUACACACUGGAAGUUUUCCAUUGAUAAUCACACGAUGACGGUGAUUGCGUCAGAUCUCGUACCAAUUCAGCCCUUCACAGCCACAGUGUUGAAUAUAGGAAUCGCCCAGCGAUACGAUGUCAUCGUGACCGCUGACCAAGCAUCCACAGCCGACAACUUCUGGAUGCGUGCGAUUCCCCAGGCCGCCUGUUCUGAAAACGAAAGUUCCAACAACAUCCGAGGUAUUGUAUACUACGGCGACAGCGCUGGAACCCCCACGACAACGGGAUACAAUUAUACAGACAGCUGCGACGACGAAACAGCCAACCUGAUACCCUAUGUUAGCAAGUCAGUGUCCAAUGCAAAUUGGAAUGAUCUGGAGCUGGCAACAGUAGGCACCAACAGUGCUGGACUGUUCAAAUGGUAUCUCAACAGUACAACGAUGCUCGUCAACUGGGCGAAGCCGACUUUGCAGUCAGUUUUGAGUGGCACAACAAGCUAUGACAAUGACACUGCCGUCAUACAGCUUAGCGACGCAGACCAGUGGAUAUAUCUCGUAAUAGAGACAGCGCUUGCAGUACCUCACCCAAUUCAUCUACAUGGACACGACUUUUUCGUCCUCGCACAAGGGUCAGGCACGUAUUCCUCUAGCACCGUUACGCUAAACACAGACAAUCCUGCACGGCGUGAUACGGCUUUGCUGCCUGCGUCGGGAUAUCUUGUGCUAGCAUGGCAGACAGACAACCCGGGGGUGUGGUUAAUGCAUUGUCACAUUGGCUGGCACACUUCUGAGGGAUUUGCGUUGCAGUUUAUUGAGAGACAAGGCGAAAUCGGGGGCAUCACAAACUCAACUUACGUGGACAAUGUGUGCGCAAAUUGGAAUACGUACCAAGGAACCGCACUUAUCGAGCAAGAGGAUUCAGGCGUCUAG
Metarhizium acridum CQMa 102 is the source of this 1674-nucleotide messenger RNA. RefSeq lists its product as uncharacterized. NCBI's taxonomy places the organism in Eukaryota, Fungi, Ascomycota, Sordariomycetes, Hypocreales, Clavicipitaceae. Gene Ontology annotation, molecular function: oxidoreductase activity; copper ion binding. The record is from RefSeq and is a predicted model, not a curated record.